Molecule: messenger RNA, 1815 nt
Organism: Coniophora puteana RWD-64-598 SS2
Lineage: Eukaryota; Fungi; Basidiomycota; Agaricomycetes; Boletales; Coniophoraceae
Product: multidrug Oligosaccharidyl-lipid polysaccharide flippase
Exons: 11
Coding region: 39-1556 (505 amino acids)
Biological process (GO): xenobiotic detoxification by transmembrane export across the plasma membrane
Cellular component (GO): membrane
Molecular function (GO): antiporter activity; xenobiotic transmembrane transporter activity
Source: RefSeq, a predicted model, not a curated record
CUUUCGAGCACACUCCCCUGCUAGCACCACCCGUCCUCAUGCCCCGUAUAGCAGAGAAUGUAGACUAUCAACCGGAAGGACCUGACUCACAUCAACCCUCCAAAAUGUACCUCGAGGAACUCGCUAUCCUCGUUAAAUACUCAAUCCCCGUCUUCGGAACACACGUCUUCGAGUACAGUCUCAUCAUGGCCUCUGUCGUAUCCAUUGGACAUCUCUCCACCAUCUCCCUCGCAGCAGCCACACUCGGCAGUAUGACCGCCAGCGUGUCUGGCUACAGCAUUCUCCAGGGUCUCGCUGCCACGCUUGACACGCUUCUUCCGAGCGCAUGGACUUCCGAUAAGCCCGAGCUUGUCGGCCUUUGGUCGCAGCGCAUGGCCGUGGUUAUGGCCGCAACGCUCAUCCCCGUCUUUGCAAUCUGGUUCAAUGCCGAGUCUCUGCUGCUGCUACUCCGCCAGGAGCCAGAGGUAGCUCAGCUUGCGGGGCUCUACCUCAAAUGGGCUUCCCUUGGUCUCCCUGCUUAUGCGUUCAACCUCAUUUCUCGGCGCUACUUCCAAUGCCAAGGCCUGUUCGCAAUCCCGACCCGUAUCAUCCUCGUCAUCGCCCCAAUCAACGUCCUCCUGAACUACCUUCUCGUAUGGGGACCUCCCGCUCUGCGCCUGGGCUUCAUCGGCGCUCCCAUCGCGACCUCGAUCUCAUUCAACCUCGUCGCGCUCGCCUCGCUUCUGUACGGCGCCCUCUUCGUCGACAGCACGGCGUGGCACCCACUCUCGCGCCGCUCGUUCACCUCCCUCGGGAUACUCGUCCAGCUCGGUCUCUCCAGCGUCGGCCAGGUUGCGAGCGAGUGGUGGUCUUGGGAACUCAUUGGACUUGCUGCUAGUCAACUUGGCCCUGUAUCGCUCGCGGCCCAGUCGGUACUUCUCAUUUCGGCAUCUUGCACAUACCAGGCGCCGUUUGCUUUGAGUGUUGCCACCUCCGUUCGCAUCGGCAACCUUCUCGGUGAGCAAAACGCACGCCGCGCAGGCGUCGCAUCCAACGUAGCGAUCCUUCUCGCCGUGGUCGUGGCUGCCGUUUGGAGCACCCUCUUCCUCGUCUUCCGCACCCACUGGGGCCACCUCUUCAACGACGACCCGCACGUCGUCGAACUCGUCGCCUCCAUUCUCCCGCUCGUCGCCCUCUUCCAGGUCUUCGACGGCACAUCCGGCGUCACCGCCGGCAUCCUCCGCGCGCGCGGCAAGCAGUUCACCGGCGCACUGCUCAACCUCUCCGCGUACUACAUCGUCGGCAUCCCCUUCGGCAUCCUCCUCGCGUUCUCGCCGCGCUUCGACCUCAAGCUGGCUGGUCUGUGGAUCGGCCUGACAGUGUCGCUCGUGUACUGCAGCGUGUUCAGUACAUGGCUGUGCGUGCGCACGGACUGGGAGCGGGAGGUGCGCAAGGUGAUGGACCGGCUGGCAGCUGAGCGGCCGGCUGUCAAGCAGGGCGCGGAGGAGGCUGUGGAAGAGGCUGGUGAAGAGCGCGAUGGGGCGAGGCGCGGAUACGGGACUGUUGGAGGACACUGAAAAGUGUUCCUCUUUGUCCGUCCAAGUCGAUAAAUAUACAGGAGAAAAGAGAAACCCCGAUGGACGGUCACUGAUGUGCCUUCUUUGGCGUAUUCGAUGAUCAUUUCAUUCACAGAAAUGGUCGAGAUCCUAGCAUACCGUAUCUGCACCAUCGUGCUGAUACGCAAAGACAAGGAUGGAACUCAACUUCGUGGACACACCUGCAGCGUUCGUUUGAUUAUACCUAUUCUAUGCCAUGCCUUUGUACAUAGUGUUAUAC